AUGAAAGACGACCAGAAAAAAGGUUAUAUUUUUGAAGUGGAUUUGAAAUACCCUGAAGAGCUUCAUGAUCACCAUUCGGAUUAUCCAUUGGCUUCUGAAAAUGUAUUUGAUAAUAAAGAAUUACCAAAAUUAACAACAACUCUAUAUGAUAAGAAAAAAUAUAUUCUACAUUAUAGUAAUCUUAAGUUGUAUCUAAAUACUUAGGUUUAGGUUUAAAAUUAGAGAAAAUACACAGAGUAAUAGAAUUUGAACAAAAAAAUUGGUUAAGACCAUAUAUAGAAUUUAACACUAAUCUUCGCGCAAAAACAGACAAUGAAUUUGAAAAAGAUUAUUACAAGUUAAUAAACAACAGUGUAUUUGGUAGGACUAUGAUGAACACAAGAAACCAUAAAGAUAUAAAAUUAAUUAAUGAUGAGGAAAAAUUAGAAAAUCAAACUGCUAAACCAAAUUUUGAUCGAGCGACUAUUUUUACAGAAAACUUAUUAGCUGCACAUGAAAAAAACUAUGUUUAAAUUAAAACAAACAAUUUACUUAGGAAUGUCUAUUUUAGAUUUAUCUAAAACUGGAAUGUAUGAUUUUUAUUAUAAUGUAUUAAAAAAGACAUAUGGAAAAAACAUUAGACUUUUAUACACAGAUACAGAUUCUUUAAUAGUAAAAAUUACAACUGAUGAUUUUUAUACAGAUGUAAAAAACAAUAAACGACUUUUAAAUUAAUUUGAUUUUUCUGAUUAUCCAGAGAAUAAUAAAUAUGGAAUACCACGAAUAAAUAAAAAAGUUCCAGGUAAAUUUAAAGAUGAACUUAAUGGUCAAAUAAUGACAGAGGUUUUUGAGUUAAGAUCUAAAUUAUAAACAUAUAAAAUAUUUGAAAAUAAAAAUGAAAUUAAAAAAGGAAAAAGUGUAAAAAAAACUAUAGUAAAAAAUUAAUUAUGUUUUAAUGAUUUUUAUAAUUGUGUAAACAAUAAAAAUCCAAAAUAUGUAAAACAGAAGACUUUAAGAACAGAUAUACAUGAAAUUUAUCCUGUUGAACAAUAUAAAAAAGCCAUUAGUGCAUAUGAUGAUAAAAGAUAUAUUCUAGAAAAUGGUAUUGAUACUGUAGCUUGGGGACAUUAUUCAUGGAUAAUUUACCAGGAUUGUAAGUUAGCAUAAUAUAUUUUAAAAUAAUUCAUAGAUAUUAAUUUCUUCUUUGUUAUAGGUAAGAACUUGUAUGGAUGGGCAACGUCAGAUUAUAUGCCAAGCGGCGGAUUCGAGUGGAUGGAACCCACGGUGGGCUUAAAAAAUAUAUCGAGCUUAAUACCGAAAUGA
Messenger RNA from Cinara cedri, 1302 nucleotides. The record is from the annotation of a GenBank genome assembly. Lineage: Eukaryota; Metazoa; Arthropoda; Insecta; Hemiptera; Aphididae.